Messenger RNA from Drosophila eugracilis, 1781 nucleotides. It is a transcript of the gene Trxr2, whose product is annotated as thioredoxin reductase 2, mitochondrial. Gene Ontology annotation, molecular function: glutathione-disulfide reductase (NADPH) activity; flavin adenine dinucleotide binding; thioredoxin-disulfide reductase (NADPH) activity. The coding region runs from base 103 to 1653 and encodes 516 amino acids. Gene Ontology annotation, biological process: cell redox homeostasis; glutathione metabolic process; cellular response to oxidative stress. Lineage: Eukaryota; Metazoa; Arthropoda; Insecta; Diptera; Drosophilidae. The transcript has a single exon. The record is from RefSeq and is a predicted model, not a curated record. Gene Ontology annotation, cellular component: cytosol; mitochondrion.
GCAAUAUUUUCAUAAGUUGGCAGUCCGUAAAUUUCAAGUUUCUGUUCAAUUAGAAUUCUUAUAGAAUUGUAGUCCCCAUCCUUACUUAAUCCAUCGGUCAUAAUGUCCACGAUGAAGUUCCUACGUCUCUCCACACGCACCACAUUUCGGACUGGGCUCGGGUGGUGCCGCCAUCUAGUUACCAACCCUCCUUAUGACUACAACCUGGUCGUGCUUGGCGGUGGCUCAGCGGGAUUGGCCUGCGCCAAAGAGGCAGCCGACUGCGGAGCUCGCGUCUUGUGCUUCGACUACGUGAAACCCACUCCCGCGGGCACCAAGUGGGGCAUCGGCGGCACCUGCGUGAACGUGGGCUGCAUACCCAAGAAGCUGAUGCACCAGGCUUCCCUACUGGGCGAGGCGGUCCAUGAGGCGAAGGCCUACGGCUGGAACGUGGACGACCAGAACCUCCGCCCCGACUGGCGCAAGCUGGUGCGCUCCGUGCAGAACCACAUCAAGUCCGUCAACUGGGUUACUCGCGUAGAUCUCCGCGACAAGAAGGUGGAGUACGUCAACUCGAUGGGCUCCUUCGUUGACAGUCACACUAUUGAGUAUUUGGCAAGGCCAGGCGACGAGCGCCGGAGGGUAACAUCCGAAUACGUAGUAGUGGCUGUGGGCGGACGUCCUCGCUACCCGGAGAUUCCCGGUGCCAUUGAGUUGGGAAUCACCAGCGACGACAUAUUCAGCUACGAUCGAGAGCCGGGUCGCACCCUGGUGGUUGGUGCCGGAUACGUGGGUUUGGAGUGCGCCUGUUUCCUCAAGGGCCUCGGCUAUGAGCCCACUGUGAUGGUUCGCUCUAUAGUUCUGCGUGGUUUCGACCGCCAGAUGUCUGAGUUGUUAGCUGCCAUGAUGACCGAGAGGGGGAUCCCGUUCCUUGACACCACUAUUCCCAAGACCGUAGAAAAGCAGGCCGACGGACGGCUGUUGGUCCGGUACCACAACACCACCACUCAAACAGACGGCAGCGACGUCUUCGAUACCGUUCUGUGGGCUAUCGGACGCAGGGGUCUUAUCGAGGACCUAAACCUUGAGGCUGCCGGAGUAAAGACUCAUAAUGACAAGAUCGUAGUGGAUGCCUCAGAGGCCACCAGUGCACCCCAUAUCUUUGCCGUGGGGGAUAUCAUAUACGGUCGGCCAGAACUCACACCGGUGGCCAUCCUCUCCGGCCGUCUAUUGGCCAGACGCCUUUUCGGCGGAUCCACACAGCUAAUGGACUAUGCCGACGUGGCCACUACAGUUUUCACUCCGCUCGAGUACAGCUGUGUGGGGAUGUCUGAGGAAACGGCCAUUGAACUUCGUGGAGCCGAUAAUAUUGAGGUCUUUCACGGAUAUUACAAGCCAACUGAGUUCUUCAUCCCGCAGAAGAGCGUGCGACACUGCUACCUAAAAGCCGUGGCUGAGAUAUCCGGAGACCAGAAGAUCCUCGGCCUGCACUACAUUGGUCCAGUGGCCGGCGAAGUCAUUCAGGGCUUUGCCGCCGCCCUCAAGUCAGGCUUAACUGUGAAGACUUUGCUGAACACUGUGGGAAUCCACCCCACAACCGCCGAAGAGUUCACGCGGCUUUCAAUCACCAAGCGAUCUGGUCGAGACCCCACCCCAGCCUCCUGCUGCAGUUAGUUGUAUGUUUUGAUAUGCAAAGGUAGUUAAGAAACCCCAUUUCAGUUUUAAGUUCAAGUGCAUAUGUCACCCGUCAAUUUGUCCCUUUUGUGGCACAAAUUUGUUCAUAUUAAACUAAUGAUGAUACU